AUGGAAGCUGUUUCUUCCAAGACCAAGACCGGCACGCUCUCCGUGAUGACGUGGGCCAAGAAGGGAGUCGAAGCUGCACGCGACGCGAUGGACGCGGCGGCCAACGCGCAUUACUCGGGCGCUCCAGCUGCCCCGCGCACCGCGCAGGACGGCGACCGCGGCGCACCGCGCGCGCCGAGUGACGCGUGCAUGGACGCGCGUGCGGCGGACGCCGAGCCCCCGGCGCCGGCGAGCGCGCCGCACGACGCUGCGGCGGAGGAGGAUCCCCGCGUCGCCGCGGCGCAGAGUGACGCCGCGGGUGCCGGCGCGCAGCAGGACGCCCCGCAAGCAGGCGGCGACGCAGGCGGGUGGGGGCUCGCCGAGGCAGCCGACCCGGCGCCGCAGCCGCCGUCCGACGCCGGCGCCGGGGCCUCCGCGGCCGACGCCGCCGGCUCGGACGCCCCUGAGUCAGCCUCGAUGGCCGAGUCGGACCCGCUGGCGGAGUCAGGCACCAUCUCCGAGAGCGCGCUGGUGCGGGGCGCAGGGGCGCAGCGCGGCGCCGAGGACGGCGAACCACCGGAGGCCCAGCGUGGCGACGCGGCGCCGGCGGCCGCGGGCAGCGAGGCCCUGGACGGUCUCGCGGCGCGCCUGCGUGACGCGGAGGAGCAGAUCGCGGCCCGCGACGCCGCGGCGGACGUCCUGCGCGAGGAGAUGGCUGCGCUGCGCGGGGACGCGGAGCAGGCCGCGGAUCUCCGGCUGCGCUGCUCGCAUCUCGAGGGGAGGGUGGCGGAAUUGGAGGCGCAGCUGCAGCAGCACCGCAGCGUGUCGCAGGGGUCCGGGGACCGCGCGUCGGAGAGCCAGAAGGCCGCGGCGGCGCUGCUGGCGCGCGACGCCGCGCUGGAGGAGCUGAAUCAGGCGCUGGCGACGGUGGGGGUGUUGCAGGAGAGGGUGGGGGAGUUGGAGGGGGGAUUAGCCGGGGCGGAGGAGGCGCUCGCGUUGGAGAAGUCGCGGGCGGCGGCGGCGCGCGCGGGCGCGCUCGCGGACCUGGAGCGCGCGGUGGGCGGCGGCGGUGACCGGCGGAAGUGGCCGGCGUUCCUGUCGCGGCUGGUGCAGCGAUGCGAGGGGCAGGCGGCGGCGGCGGCGGCCGCCGCCGCGCGCGCCGAGGCCGGCGCUGUGGCGGGGAGGGCGGCGGAGAGGGUCGCGGAGCUCGAGGCGCAGGUGGCGGCGCUGGAGGCGGCGGGGCAGGCUGCGUCGGCGGCCAAGGCGGACGCUGACGCGCGCAUCGAGCAUUUGACGCGGGAGAUGAGGGGACGGGAGGACGCAUUGCUGGCGGAGCUCGCGGAGGCGCGACACGGCGCGGAGAGCGCGGCGCAGGAGGCCGUACGCGACGCGCUCGCCGGCCGGGACGACGCCGCUCGCGAGCUCGAUGAGGCCCGUCGGCAGGUCGACACGUGGCGCGAGCGCGCGUCGGAGCUUUCGCGCGAAGUGGCGGCCCUGCGGCACCAGGUGUCGCAGGCCACGGCACGGCACGAGGACGACGUCCGCGCGCUGCAGGAAGAGCGCCAGCUGCACCGCCGGCAGAGCUCCGCGCGGCAGCUGAGCGUGCAGCCCGAGAUCACCCCGGCGCCCCGCGCGAGCGACGUGGCCGCUCAGAGCGAGCUGCGCGCGCUGCGCAGAGCGCUGGAGGAGGCCGAGCGCACCGUUGCGCUGCAGGAGCGCGCGGCGGCGGUCCUGAAGGAGGAGGUCGCGGAGCUGCGCGCGAGCCAGGGCCCCGGGGGGGGUAUUGAUGUGGCGUACCUGAAGCGCGUGCUAGUGCAGGGGUUCGUGUCGCACCAGCUGCCGCCGACGUCGCCGCUGCUGCCGGUGCUCGCGCAGCUGCUGCGGUUCUCCUCGGCGGACCAGCACCGCAUCGAGCAGGCGGCGCAGCAGCACGCGGCGGACGCGGGGGCGGGGUGGUAUGCCCCCGGGGGGACAAAAGGGGGGAGUGGGUGGCUUGGGGGGCUGUUUGGGGGCGCGUCGGGGCCGAGGCCUUCCUCGUCGAAGCCCCAGCCGGAAAAGGGCGAAUCCGACCUCGCAGCGAAGCUCGCGGCGAUGGCAGAGAUGCUGGACGGUGGGGACGCGCCAGACUUCGACACCGUGGCGGACGAGCUGGACCGGCGGUUUGAGCCGGUUGAGGCCACAGAGGCCCCGGCGCGCCCGCUCGCGCGGUCCGCGACGUCGUCCCGGCGGUCCAUGUUGUCUGCGGGGCCGUCCUUCACCCGGAACGACGUCCAGGCCGCGAAAUACGCGUUUCUGUCGUCCGACAAGGGCGUCCUUGCUCACGAAUACGACAAGAAGUUCUCAGAGACGGGCGUGGUGCCCCCACUGCGCCCGGGCCUCGUCGUCGUUCAGAGAGGGACCAACCAGCGGCUCUCGCAGUCCGGGAUCGGCCGUUUGGCCGGCACGACGUCCGCGCGGCUCCUCAACCUCGAGUCCAUUGACGCAGCGAGCCGCGCGGCGACGCCGGCGCAGGGAGACCGCGACAUGAGCCGCCCCGGCACCUCUGCCGGCGUUGGAAAGCUCUACCGCAGCCGCACGGCCGUCUCCGAGCGCGUGCUCUUCACGAAGACGAUGCGGAUGAAGUGA
Messenger RNA from Pedinophyceae sp. YPF-701, 2604 nucleotides. NCBI's taxonomy places the organism in Eukaryota, Viridiplantae, Chlorophyta, Pedinophyceae. The record is from the annotation of a GenBank genome assembly.